This is a messenger RNA of Mycena indigotica, 3033 nucleotides long. Its product is annotated as Protein kinase domain-containing protein. The transcript has 8 exons. Lineage: Eukaryota; Fungi; Basidiomycota; Agaricomycetes; Agaricales; Mycenaceae. The coding region runs from base 1 to 3033 and encodes 1010 amino acids. Gene Ontology annotation, molecular function: protein kinase activity; ATP binding. The record is from RefSeq and is a predicted model, not a curated record. Gene Ontology annotation, biological process: protein phosphorylation.
AUGUCCACAAACCCAUGGACAAUCCCCGCCGACGACCUUGAACUUCCUGAAGAUGCACAUAAAGGAGGUCGUAUCGCACAAGGUGUCUGGAAGGGCAAGGCAGUCGUAGUCAAAGUUCUUUCAAAACAAGCUGAGGCGGAGCUUUUAUACGAACGGGCUGAGCUCUGGACAAGUCUUCAGCAUGAUAACGUGCUUCAGACACUGGGACUGUCGCCUGCCGACGCUGACCCACUCUACACUGUUACGCCGCACCAAACAAACGGCAAUGUGAUGGCAUACUUGAAGCAAAAUUCUGCAGUCGAUCGCGCGAAGAUUGUGCGUGGCACCGUUUCCACGUCUGUUUCGCUUUUGACACUUUCUGGCAAACAGGUCUACGACGUGGUCUUGGGCAUGCAAUACCUGCAUUCACGUGGCGUCGUACAUGGCAGUUUGAAGCCAGUUAAUAUUCUUAUCGGUCUCGAUGGCAGUGCUUGUGUAUCGGACUAUGGGAUGGUCGAGGUUCAGACCAGUGGGAGCUAUGGCCACCGAUAUUUCAGUCCAGAAGCGUGGAAGGGGACUGUGUCGCGGUCAUCUGAUGUGUAUGCGUGGGCCAUGUCGGCGCUCGAGAUAUACACAUCGACACCUCCAUGGGGAAUCUUGACCGAAAAGCAAAUUUUCCGACUUGUAGUUCAACAGGACACACGGCCUGAUAGACCAGACGAAGAUUUUGGACUCACAGAUCACACGUGGAGUGUUAUGGAGGAAUGCUGGUCUCGUGUCUCUAGACUGCGACCUACUUUCGAUAUUCUCUCGCAACUCCUUCGUUCUCAUGCAUCAACCCCGCCGUUAGCAGUGGUUCAGCGGGAGACACGGCCUCAAAUUGAUGUGACCCACUCCGAAACUUUCACCAGUUCGAUGCAACCUCCGCACCAAGAUCCCGACUUCUUUACGACCGCCGAUAGCCUUGCGUCUCUCAACCCACAUCGAAAUAGUUACGCAGCUUCUAUGAUGAGCGUACCUCCCUCUUAUGAGGCCUCUGCGUCGAGCAUCAAUCCUCUGCUCACACCUGAAUCUGCACCCCCCAGUCUCACAAAUUUUAUAGGCCCGCCUGCGCCGCCAAGUCCGGGAGCAGCGAAACGGGCUAUGAUGAAUGCUCCAUAUCGACCACCACCACCACCACAACAGCCUAACUCGCCACCGCCACCUAUAUCACCACCACCACCUCCUCCUCCUCCAACUGCCAUUCCUGAACACCUACAAUAUCUUCAACCAAGAACCAGUGAUAGUUCCAGCGCCUCAACAAGCACUGAUGAAGAUCGUUUGAGUCCGAUGUUUGCCCGUUCUCUAUCUGUAAGUUCUUCAUCAACACCGCCUGACACUCCGAGCUCCCCGUGGACGGGUGAACGACGGUUAACGCCGUCUUCUUCCGUCCGAACCACCUCUUCUGGUGCUUCUUCACGUUCAUAUCGUUCUUCCGGAUCAGGAUCCGGAACAUCUCGGCAUGUUCCGGAGCGACUUCAUUCGAUCGGCACGAUUGGCGAAGAGCAAGCGGAGCCGGUCGCCUAUGUAGAACCGUCCCCUCCUUUGCAAACACCACGGACUAGCAGGAUGCCUCCGUCGGUCUACUCACAGGCAACGAGAACUCCCAAUUCACGACACACAAGUGCUUUCCCUUUCCAAUAUAGUCCAGGUAGCAUCGCCGACAGAGAAUACCACCAUGCAUACGCCGAAUCAGUACGAAGUCAGCCCAGCACAAUCGGGGGCACAGCCCUCAAUGCUAGUUUGCUCGCUGGUGCACUGCUUACUGAGGUCAAGGAAGGCCGGAAGAGGGAGGUUAUUGAUGAGUACUUGGGCAAAAUCUACGUCAUCGGACUGCGGUCGCAAAAGGACGUCCAACAACUUGUCACCGCAGGUCUUAUACCCACUUUAAUAACCCUCCUCAAGACGCGCGCUGUCGAUGGCAUUGGACUGGAGCCUGUCUUGUUUGUACUUGGUUUACUUUCGCAUGAUUCUAUUACUGCGAAUACGAUCUUCCGCACCAGCAGCACAGCAACCUUUAUCCAAAUACUCGAUGCUGCCCAGUCGGAUGAGAUUGCUGCUCUUGCUGUAUGGUGCCUUACACGAAUAGCACGGAGUCCAGAAGUCGCCAGUGGGCUACUCAAACAAAACGUUGCCAAAAUUUUAGUCAACAAGGGUCUCAAAGGUGGACCGCGAACCUCACGCAUCUCUGCCUGGUGCAUUGGAGCACUCGUUCGGUCAGACUCGAUUGCAGACACACUGGCGGACGGGGGCAUGGCAAAUUCGCUGUCAGAACAUUUGCGACGGGUGCAAGCCUCCGUUGAGACCGGUCCAGACGACUGCAGCAGCAUCUUGUACGCUGUCGCACGACUUUCGAGGUCAAUCAAAAUUGCAAAAACUUUGGCGCGAGGCGGGACAGUUGAAGUGCUGGCCCAUAUACUACUGACCGGCACGGAAGCUCAGGUCCUACAAUUUGCUGCUAGGGCAGUUGGAUGCCUGAUGCGACCAAAUAGUGGGGAUAUGGCUCGGACCUUGCUCGACGCUGGAAUUGCGAGAGGGCUGGCGAGGCUGCCGAGUGUUCUUCCUCCAGACCAACUAGAUCCGCUGGGUGCCCUUGCAUUUGCUGUUCAACGAUUCUCUUGUGCGGAAUGGGGUGGAGGGACCAGGAAAGCGCUUGUCGAUGCUGGAGUGGUUGAUUCUCUGUUAGCAGCGAUCCGAACUGCGGCAGACGAAGAUUGCCCUCAAGUUCAUAUCGAACUCGCGUAUGCUAUUGCUCUGCUGAGUGAUGUUGGUGGAACGGCGAUUCGAAAAGAGAUAGUCAACGCUGGAGGCAUCGACAUCCUGAAGCACAUAGCAGCAUCGCCCACAGUGAAGCCAGAGGUGGCGAAAGCGUGUAAUCUUGCCGUGACGAGUAUCACAGGCAAUGUCUGGUCAAGAAAUGCUGCCAGUGCGAAAGCUGCCUAUGCGCACGAAUGGAGUGGAGGAUGUCCGGAUUUUGUGCCAGACUGUCCAGUACUGGCGCUGGAAGAUGUGUAG